Messenger RNA from Solanum dulcamara, 1337 nucleotides. Its product is annotated as GDSL esterase/lipase At4g10955-like. The record is from RefSeq and is a predicted model, not a curated record. The coding region runs from base 30 to 1127 and encodes 365 amino acids. The transcript is spliced from 2 exons. Lineage: Eukaryota; Viridiplantae; Streptophyta; Magnoliopsida; Solanales; Solanaceae.
GAAACUCAAGAAAAAAAGAAGUUGCCUAAAUGAGAACAUAUUGGUCCUUCAGAAAGAAUUCAGUGGAGAGAAACCAUUCUUUCCAGCACCAUCCCAAGGCCUUUCAUGUAUUCGGUCCUCGCCACAUUUCUUCUCCUGGAUGGAGAGAACUCAUCAGCUCCAGUUGGAAGGAUGAAAGCUACAAAAGAGCAGUGAUGGCCUGCUUUGUACAAUCAGUAUACUUGCUUGAACUUGACAGGCAAGAAAAUAGGUGUGGCAUAGAAACUGCCCUUGCACCACAGUGGUGGACACCCUUUAAGUACAAACUGAUUGAACCCCUUGUCGAUGAAAGAGAUGGUUCGAUAUUUGCUGCAGUUUUGGAGUGGGAUCAAGCAGCAGCCCUGGCUGAUUUUAUACCAAUAAGACCAAUUGGUGCACCAAAAGUGGUAUUAGCCAUCAGAGGAACAUUCUUGAAGAACCCCACAAUAAGGAGAGAUAUCGAGGAUGAUCUACGUUACUUAGCAUGGGAAAGUCUCAAAGGAUCCUUCAGAUUCGAGAGAGUCUUAUCGGCUCUAAAAUCAAUUAGCUUCAACCAGCAAGGGAGUAAGAAUGUGUCCAUCACAGGACACUCAUUAGGAGCUGCUUUUGCUCUCGAGGUAUACAAGGCAUUAGCUGCUGAAGGAACUUAUGUAGAAGCACAUCUUUUCAAUCCACCAUCUGUUUCAUUAGCCAUGAGUUAUAGAAUCUUGAGCGGAAAAGCUGGAUUUGUGUGGAAAAGAUUCAAAUCAAUGCUUCCUUCUCAGUCAGAGUAUCAAAGCAAGAGCGUCGCUGAGGGUGCAGCUGAAUCUACAGAAUCAAGAAUCACUUCAGAGCUUAAGCAAAUGCUGCCUAUGGCUCAUUUGUAUGUUAACACAAGUGACUACAUCUGCUGCUACUACAAUUAUCCAGAUGGAGGACAAAACAGUUCCAAUAUUGGUAAUAAGGAGAAAGAAGCAAAACCUGGUGGAAAUGCGCUAACUAGUGUAAAGCUUUUUGUGGUGUCAAAGGGAAAGCAGAGGUUUCUUGAGGCACACAGGCUAAAACAAUGGUGGUCUGAUGACUUGGAACUCCAAAUAGCUCUCAAUAACAGCAUGGUAAUAAGUAGAUAGCUCAACUCCUUAUACACCAUUCAAGCUCCUAAACAAAUCAAGGCUAGUGUCUUUAAAAGCCAAUCUCAUCCCUUUGGCACAUUUAUCCUUCAAAUAAAGUGGAUAGAAAACAAUAUGUACUUGAAUUUGGGCUGGUAAAGAUUGAAAUUUCAAAACAAAAGAUUGUAAGGCUUGACAUUCUGCAUUUGACUUAUGAAUGAAUUGAUCCUA